Molecule: messenger RNA, 1403 nt
Organism: Helicoverpa armigera (cotton bollworm)
Lineage: Eukaryota; Metazoa; Arthropoda; Insecta; Lepidoptera; Noctuidae
Product: integral membrane protein DGCR2/IDD-like
Exons: 3
Coding region: 1-378 (125 amino acids)
Cellular component (GO): membrane
Source: RefSeq, a predicted model, not a curated record
AUGUUUACGCCAAACCAAUGUCAAUCAUGCGUAGAAGAAGAAUGCAUCGACUGGGAAGGGAAGUCGGUACCCCACGGUCUGCUGUACGUGCCGGGGCCGGGAGUAUGUUCCCUCUGCGUGUGCUAUCACUCUGAGCCUAUGUGGUGCAAGGCUAUUUACUGUGAUCCGCCUUAUUUCUGCAAAAACUUCCGCGUCGGCGCACGAUGCUGUGAGUUCGAGUGCCUCGACCCUCCUGGAGAAGACACCAGAUACCGCGAGAGGCAGCGGCUUCGGGCCCUCAUCCUCGCUGGCAACUCCCCGGCUCCCCACCAGGGCCCCUCCAUCGAACUCAAAGCUGGAAUCUCCCUCCUAGCUGUAGCCGUCGCGCGCUUCGUAUGAAACACGGAACGCGUAGACCAUAACCAAUUGAAAAUUUAAGGGAGUAUUUGCCUGGCUAAGGAGGUUUUAGUUCGUGAAAUUGAAUGCCAAAAACUCACAUUCUAUGAUACUACGAUCUGCCUAUAACUAGUAAGAAUGUCCUUCACUCACGGGACCUUUUCCCUAGAACUAGAACUAUGAUUUUUUCAUGUUCAGAGUACACGAGUUCUUCUGAUUAUUAUUGUAUUAGUUCCGUUUACAACAAAAUGAAUAAAUUCGGACCAAUUUUAUGUAACCGAGUAGAGUCGUGUUCUUUUUUGGUUUUCUUUAUUUCAAUGUUGAAUGUGAAAAUGUAAAAGUAGAAACCUUACGUCAUAGACAAUUAGAGAGGAAAACGUUCUUGUUGUUUUGGUAGAAGAGAAAAACAUUCAGAGUAAAGAAAACCUUAUUAAAACCUCAUUUAUAUUCUAUUCAUCUUCAGAACAUUAAUCUAAAAAUAAUGGUGCCACUUUAGUCGAACAAUUAAAAUGUAUAGGAAAAAAUGUAGGUCAUGACACAUUGCAGAUAGAACACUUAUUUCCCCGAUCCAUAAGUAAAUUGUAAGUCCAUUAAACGGUAAAAAUAGACAGUACUUAAAAGAAAAUCUUAAUAAAAACGUUCUAGUCGACUCGCGCAUUCUGUGAGCAUGCGUCUUUCUUCACUUCUUAAAAUAUUUCACUUAGCUAGACACGUUUCGAAAUUGUAGCUUUAAAUUUCAUAUCAUCGGGCGUCCGAUUCUGUAAAUUAUUUGUAGGAACUGAAGUGAUUCAUUGGCCCACUCUAUGCGGUGAAUCACUCACCGGAUGAAAUAUAUAGCACCAAGUUCUUUGAAGAAUCUGGUUUUAGUAAUUUUAAUAAGAAAUGCUUCCAAGAGCAAAACUUCAGGUAAAAAGCAAAGUGCCUUGAGAGACUCGAGGCAAAUUUUAUUACACGCUUAGAGUUUAUUAUGAAUUAAAAUUAAAGUUUUACACUAAGAUUUUUGAAUUUUUCCCAUUUCUGGCUUAAUU